CUGAACAGAAAAAGCCUCAUUGUGCCGGGGGCCCAGGCAGCCCCUCGUGUCUGCGGGACACCGCUGUCCGGGCGGGCAGGAGGCAGCUCCUGCGGGAAUGGCUGCGAGUUGCCAAAGCUCCCCUAAGGCUGCCAGGCACUGGUUUUACCCUGCUCUAUUCCUGGCGCUGGCAACAGGGUAUUAAUGGAUCUGGCCGUGAUUACAGACAGGAUAAGCAGGGCCGGUGGCUGGAAAGCCUCUCUCUGAACAUGCCUGGGGCUGCCUCUGGGGGAUGUGGAGCUGCUCCUGCAGCUCAGCCUCUCUCCCCGCACCUGGCACGGAUCCCUCCCGCUGCAGGAGGUGAUUAUUCUCAUCUCUUGUGGGUGCAGAGAUGCAGUCAGGGAGCUCCAGAAGCGACACGUGGUGUGACGGUCAGUGGCAAUGCGUCCUCACUUAGAAAAAGCCAACUGCACGCAGCAGCUUUGUGUCGCUCCGGACUGGCACAGCGUACCGACGCUCCAGCCCUCUGGGCGGCGGCAGAGCUCCCUUUGCCGCCGGGCUGUGCUGGGCAGGAAGGCGCGUCCCCCGUCAGGCCCAGCCGAGGAGGUGAGGGCCGCUCUGCGGCGGGCUGUCGCGGGGAGACGUGCUCGUUGUGCGGCCUGACACCAGGUGGAGCUGCACAAAACGGAAGGCAGGCCCCAGCGCUCGCACCGCGACGCUCCCUUUCCUCAGACAAAAUGUCCCCUGCGUUGUCUAGCUCUUCUUCACGUUCCUGUCUGCUGCAGGCAGUGGUAGAAGAGCUCACGCCUGGCUCCCUGUGCAUAGCUGCACGUACGCAGUCACGAAGCAGUUACACACUAACUCUUUUCUCAGCUUAUGGAGGACUGGUAUCUUUGCAUCACCGGGGCAGCCCUGCAUCUCCUCCCAGGUUUAAUGUGCCUGUGGCUUAAGCCCAGAGGAUUUCAGAGGGCUCUGUUAUGACAGGAGCACGAUGGAAGCGAGGCAAGGUUCCUCCAGCCCGACACUGCUCAUCUGGUUCUGCACCACCCCUUCUACAUCUUCCCCACAGUAGCAGUUCUUCACUCCAGCGUUCUCUGGCUCUUGCUCAGAGUGCAAAAUUAAAAACAACAACAACAAUUUCCAGAAACAAAACAGACUUGUCAUCUGUCUGGGGGUGUUUCUCAAGAAGCUCCUAGAAACUCUCUAAUAUCACUUUGCUUCUCUGUACUUCUCAAGCCCACUUGUGACCUGUAUGAGUUGGAAGCUGGAGAUUUUUAAAUUAAGGAGAAAAUCCCCAAGGAAAUAA
Numida meleagris (helmeted guineafowl) is the source of this 1285-nucleotide messenger RNA. RefSeq lists its product as uncharacterized. The transcript is spliced from 2 exons. The record is from RefSeq and is a predicted model, not a curated record. The coding region runs from base 249 to 929 and encodes 226 amino acids. NCBI's taxonomy places the organism in Eukaryota, Metazoa, Chordata, Aves, Galliformes, Numididae.